GGUUGUGUAUUAAUACACUUUUACAUACAGCAACUUUCAGGUUAAUUAGAUGUAUGGACUUUGGGAUCACAUAAGCCUCAUGAUCUUGGGCAAGUUGUUUGAUUACAUUCUAAAUCUAAUUCAUAGGUUUAUGUAGAUUAAAUAGUAAUAUUUAUAUUUCACUUGAUUUAUAUUAACUGUGUGUGUUAUUUGGGACUCUUAACUAUCUGUAUUUUUUUCAGGCUAACAUUGUGGCCCUUGUAGCAGUUGCUGAACAUUCAAGAGAAUUUGAAAAGAUUAUUCAACUUUCAGAAAGGUAUAGUGGGUUCAUCCUGCCAUGCUUAGGUGUUCAUCCAGUGCAGGGGCUUUCACCAGAAGACCAAAGAAGUGUCAUAUUAAAGGAUCUGGAUGCAGCUUUGCCUAUUAUUGAAACUUACAAGGAUCAGUUGUUGGCAAUUGGAGUGGUAAAGAUGCGUUAGCUGAUCAAACAACCAGACCUGUAUAUGAUAUAUGAAAAUAAUCCUCAGUUCAGUAUUGGUUGGACUAGAUUUCUCUCCCAGAUUUGCUGGCACUGAUGAACAGAAGGAAGAGCAAAGACAAGUCCUAAUCAGACAGAUCCAAUUAGCCAAAAGACUAAAUUUGCCUUUAAAUGUUCACUCACGCUCCGCUGGGAGACCUACCAUCAGCCUCCUACGUGAGCAAGAUGCUGACAGGGUACUGCUGCAUGCAUUUGAUGGUCGACCGUCUGUAGCCAUGGAGAGCGUCAGAGCUGGGUACUUCUUCUCGAUUCCACCAUCUAUCAUAAGGAGUGGACAGAAGCAGAAACUUGUGAAACAGUUGCCUUUGACAUCUAUCUGCUUAGAAACAGAUUCACCUGCACUAGGGCCAGAAAAACAGGAUGGGGCUAACGGCUGUGGUGAGCACUGAAUGGGUUGCCAGUUUGGAUCUGGAGUGUCUCUUGAAGGUACACAACUGCUUUGGAACUCACUGAAUUUGGUACUUGGGACAUUUUGACAAGAAAAUUUUGUCUCUGUACUCACCCUUUGUUGGGUAAUCAAUGUGCAGGCUAGAUAGAACUUGGCUUCAAUUGCUUCUGACUUGCUACGCUCUCUAGCCACAACAAUUUGUUUGAUACUCAUGGUCACACCUCCUGGAACCAAUUAACAGCGAGUACAGAGGUACCACUGGAAUUAGCCCAUGACCCAACUCUGGCCAAAGAGACCUGAGAGGAAUCUGCUGGAAAGAUUCUCCUCACAGACUGUGCCUUGGCCCAUUUCCUGCUUGAGAAACCACCACAUGAGAAGGGGAGCUUGGAGCUACUGCCAGUUGAGGAACACAGGUUGUUGGUGUUGGGGUCUGGAGGCUUGGGCUCUCCCUCUGCAACCCUGCACUUCUUCACUCUUCCUUCUCCUCUUAAAGGAAAAGAAACUCAAGCAAACACUUCCAUGGGGCCCAGCUUUUGGCGUGCCUGGGCCCCACUGACUAUCUUGCAGGCAAACUCCCUCAGGGGUGCCCAGGCUGUGCCUCCUCCACCUUCACCCCACCCUGCUCAGGAGGUCCCUCCACCCAGCCACCUUGGCACAUCCUCAGCAGCCUGUCCCACGUCCCCCGAGAAGAGCAGUGAGUUGGGGACUCACAGGCGAGUCCAACUGCUCACUUCCACCCCAUGCUGGGCCUGGUGAGGACAGUGUGCCGCGGGAUGUGUGGGCCACACCCACUUUUGGCCCCUUUCCCUUCAGGGCUGUCUUCUUCAUCCCAGGCCUGUAUUCCCAGAAGUCGGCACAGCUUGGGGUCCCGGCGAGUGACAGUGGAGUGAGUGAAUGAAUGGAUGAACACGUAACAAAGGCUGGCAAGAUCAGUGAGGCACAGGGCUCUCCACAGCUCCGGGACAAAGCUACAAAACCAUGAGCUUAGAUUCCAGCCUAGGGUGGCACAGGUGGCUUUAGUCACCCUGGCUGUGGCCUUCAUGCUGGGCACCCAUGCCCUGCACCAGCCACCUCUGCCCCAGUACCCAGGUCCUCAGCCAGACAGGGCCUCAGGUCUUCCACUGUCAUCCAAACAGGGCAGGCUGUGGGGUGUACGGUCCUAGCCAGCAGGGACUGUGGCCCUCCCCGCUGUGUACCCCCAGGGACAGCCUCCUAGUAGGCAAUUGGUAAAUGUUUUGAUCUGAAUGUCUUCAUCCCCUCCCAACCCAAGGUGACAGUGUUAGGCAAUGGGGUCUUGGGGAGCUAAUUAGGAUAGAUUCCUCUCGAAUGAGAUUAAUGCCUUUAUAAAAGGAAUCCAGGAAACUCCUCACCCUGUCC
Messenger RNA from Heterocephalus glaber (naked mole-rat), 2282 nucleotides. NCBI's taxonomy places the organism in Eukaryota, Metazoa, Chordata, Mammalia, Rodentia, Bathyergidae. The record is from RefSeq and is a predicted model, not a curated record.